Messenger RNA from Oncorhynchus nerka (sockeye salmon), 2984 nucleotides. Its product is annotated as cytochrome P450 4V2. The transcript has 11 exons. The record is from RefSeq and is a predicted model, not a curated record. Bases 116 to 1657 code for a protein of 513 amino acids. Lineage: Eukaryota; Metazoa; Chordata; Actinopteri; Salmoniformes; Salmonidae. Gene Ontology annotation, molecular function: iron ion binding; heme binding; oxidoreductase activity, acting on paired donors, with incorporation or reduction of molecular oxygen.
UACGGUUAACUGUGCCAAAGGAGAAGUGCAUAACCAGUCUAAAGUCCAUCAAAAGCAGCUCCGCAUAUAGAUCAGAGGGAUUUCACAACAUAGCAGACUGCUACGUUAAACCAAGAUGGUGAUUAUGUCUGGAACAUACACGCUGGGGAUCAUAUGUCUGGUCCUUCUGAUUGUUCUGUUGGCCUGCAUCAUGUACCAUCCACUGAAGAAAUACUUUCAGGACUGGAACGAUUUGAGGCCAAUCCCUGGAGUGGAUGGAGCUUAUCCAAUCAUUGGGAAUGCACUUCUGUUCAGCACUAAUGCAGGAGAUUUCUUCAACCAGAUUAUUGAAGGCACUAAGGAGUUCAGACAUUUACCAUUGCUGAAGGUUUGGGUUGGACCCCUGCCAUUGGUGGUCUUGUUUCAUGCAGAGACUGUGGAGGGGAUUCUGCACAGUUCCAAACACAUAGACAAGGCCUAUUUCUAUAGGUUUAUGCAGCCUUGGCUUGGGACUGGCCUGCUCACCAGCACAGGGGAUAAGUGGCGUGGCAGAAGGAAGAUGUUGACCCCGACAUUCCAUUUCUCCAUCUUGGCUGAGUUUCUGGAGGUGAUGAAUGAGCAGGCUGAGGUUUUAACACAGAAACUGGAGAAGCAGGCUGGAGGAGAUCCAUUCAACUGUUUUAGCUACAUCACACUCUGUGCUUUGGACAUUAUUUGUGAAACGGCAAUGGGAAAGAACAUCUACGCACAAAGUAACAGCGAGUCUGAGUACGAUUUACUGAGCUUUCUUUACAGAAUGAGUGACAUCAUCGGACGUCGCCAGAGAGCUCCCUGGUAUUGGCCAGACUUCAUCUACAGUCUGUUAUGGGAGGGGAAGGACCAUGACAAUAGACUGAGGAUCCUCCAUUCAUUCACUCAGAGUGUGAUCAAGGAGAGAGCAGAAAGCAUGGAGAAUGCAGGUUCUGACAGUGAAUCUGACCAUGGCAUCAAAAGGAGAAGACUUGCCUUCCUGGACAUGCUGUUAAAAGCCACUGAUGACGAGGGAAAUUACUUGAGCCAUAGUGAUAUCCAAGAGGAGGUGGACACCUUUAUGUUUGAGGGCCAUGACACCACAGCAGCCUCUAUGAACUGGGCCCUUCACCUACUGGGAUCCUACCCUGAGGUCCAGACCAAGGUCCAGGAGGAGCUCCAUGUGGUGUUUGGUUCCUCCAACCGUUCCGUCACCGUCGAUGACCUGAAGAGGUUACGUUACCUUGAAUGCGUCAUCAAGGAGACCCUUCGCCUCUUCCCCGCCGUGCCCAUGUUCGCACGCACCGUAAGCGACGACUGUCACAUCAAUGGCUUUAAAAUUCCUAAAGGAGUGAAUGCCCUGAUCAUUCCCUUCGCCCUGCACCGUGAUCCACGAUACUUCCCGGAUCCCGAGGAGUUCCGGCCAGAGCGUUUCCUGAUAGAGAACAGCACAGGACGACAUCCCUACGCAUACAUCCCCUUCUCCGCUGGACCCAGGAACUGCAUCGGCCAGCGGUUUGCCAUGAUGGAGGAGAAGGUGGUGCUGUCUUCGGUGUUGCGUCACUUCUCCGUGCGGGCCUGCCAGAGCCGAGAGGAGCUGAGACCUCUGGGUGACCUCAUACUCCGACCAGAGAAGGGUAUUUGGAUUACGCUAGAGAAGAGAUGCUAGUCUCCCCCGGCAAACAGCUCUACUAUAAUACUAUGGUACUUUGUCAUGCUAGAGAAGAGAUGCUAGUCUCCUCCGGCAAACAGCUCUACUAUAAUACUAUGGUACUUUGUCAUGCUAGAGAAGAGAUGCUAGUCUCCCCCGGCAAACAGCUCUACUAUAAUACUAUGGUACUUUGUCAUGCUAGAGAAGAGAUGCUAGUCUCCCCGGCAAACAGCUCUACUAUAAUACUAUGGUACUUUGUCAUGCUAGAGAAGAGAUGCUAGUCUCCCCGGCAAACAGCUCUACUAUAAUACUAUGGUACUUUGUCAUGCUAGAGAAGAGAUGCUAGUCUCCUCCGGCAAACAGCUCUACUAUAAUACUAUGGUACUUUGUCAUGCUAGAGAAGAGAUGCUAGUCUCCCCCGGCAAACAGCUCUACUAUAAUACUAUGGUACUUUGUCAUGCUAGAGAAGAGAUGCUAGUCUCCUCCGGCAAACAGCUCUACUAUAAUACUAUGGUACUUUGUCAUGCUAGAGAAGAGAUGCUAGUCUCCUCCGGCAAACAGCUCUACUAUAAUACUAUGGUACUUUGUCAUGCUAGAGAAGAGAUGCUAGUCUCCCCCGGCAAACAGCUCUACUAUAAUACUAUGGUACUUUGUCAUGCUAGAGAAGAGAUGCUAGUCUCCCCCGGCAAACAGCUCUACUAUAAUACUAUGGUACUUUGUCAUGCUAGAGAAGAGAUGCUAGUCUCCUCCGGCAAACAGCUCUACUAUAAUACUAUGGUACUUUGUCAUGCUAGAGAAGAGAUGCUAGUCUCCUCCGGCAAACAGCUCUACUAUAAUACUAUGGUACUUUGUCAUGCUAGAGAAGAGAUGCUAGUCUCCUCCGGCAAACAGCUCUACUAUAAUACUAUGGUACUUUGUCAUGCUAGAGAAGAGAUGCUAGUCUCCUCCGGCAAACAGCUCUACUAUAAUACUAUGGUACUUUGUCAUGUCGUAAUACAUUGUUUUGUUGUAGCCUCUUUCUCAAUCUUGUGUCUAUAUUAUAGCAAGUGUUUUUUUAAUAAAUACAAAUUAUGUAUGAAGGUUAAAUUAUUUUCUUUAGUUGAAUAAAGUAAAACAAAGGGAUUCUGGUUGGAUAAAUAUAUUUGCUAAAUCAGUGUUUCUGACCUAAUGAUUCAGCUCCAGUGGCGACCCUUAAUUCAGGGCAGGUGUGGCAGAGCCCCGUUCGUUCAGCAAAAAUUAAAAAGUGCCUGUUAUUUUGGCUUUAAUAUGUAUCACAUCAGUUUGCAAACAAUGUAAAAAAAAAAAAAAAUCAUAAUUGAGUUAAUAAAGCCGCUUACAAACAUGG